This is a messenger RNA of Notodromas monacha, 1442 nucleotides long. NCBI's taxonomy places the organism in Eukaryota, Metazoa, Arthropoda, Ostracoda, Podocopida, Cyprididae. The record is from the annotation of a GenBank genome assembly.
UUUUCGGCUUUUUAUUUAGGUGUUCAUUGCUCCCUCGUGGUUGAAAUUUAUUAAGGUGCACCAUGGCCGGUCCGAGUGGUUCUGAUGCUCAGUUCACGGGAUUAUCCAAGCACUUCAACAGUGUGACCACCACAGGACGUGCGAACGUGACAAAAGCAACUCUUGGAACGAUGGCCCUGCUCUUCUUGUUCUACAAGUUGAAACCAUCGAAGAAGCCAUCUGCUUGAAUUGGUAUUUGUGUUUGAUAGUGGAUGAUGUGCAAUCGAGUAUGAGCGGUAUAGUUGGUUAAUGCACUUAAUGUCAAGUUGAAAUGCAAGACUGCCGUUUCUCUUAUCUAUUACGGAUGAAUUCAAGUUCAUGAAAUUUGCCCCCUUUUUUUUAGUGACGCUAAGUUUUAUUAAUUCGAGAUGGAUUUAGAUCAGCACACAUUAUCUGAACUCUACAAAACCGGGCGGCGAUUAUUGGAUGAAUGUGGGAAUUAUCCUUCACUGUCGGACGACUAUAAAGCAAGCGUGAAAAAAGGUACGCUCAUCCUUGAGGAUGCGACUCGAGCAGUUACCUCGCUCGACAUGUUCUCUCGAAACGAAGAUCUCGCAGAAAUCCCUUUGGAGAAUGUUAAGUUUUUGACGCUUCCCUACUAUUUGGGCCACUUGACUUUGCGAUCCGAGUCGCAUACCAGUACGGAGCGCUUGGAGAUACUUGAAGCUGCCCUAAUUUACUUCAACGAUUUCAUCUCAAGAGUGGAGUCUUACGGCAUUCCAACUGGUAGCAGUCCCACCUCAGGAAAUUCAUCAUCGAAUUUAGACAGCCUGAAUGCUGAGCGUAAUGCUAAGCUAAGCCGUUUGCGAAAGAUUCGCGAAUUGGAAUCAAGAUCAGAAACUCUGCUUCGGGAGGAAGGGGGCGAGUCUCAUAAGUAUUGGUCUGUAUUGUUGGAAAAACUGAGUUUAGAAUCCCGUGACGAGAUUGGGAUGAUUGAACAAGAAAUUCCUCUUGCGAAGCUGCGGAUAGAGCAAGAAGUUAGUGGAAAUAAGUUGGAGCCCCCAAAGCCAAGACGAGGGGGACUUAAACCUGUGAUAUUGUGUCGCGAUCAAGUCCAAAAAGAAGUAUUCGGCUUGGGGUAUCCAAGUUUGCCAACCCUGACAGUAGCGGAGUUCUACGAAAAACGCGUUAAUGAAGGCUGGUAUCAGUGUGGAAUGAAGAAAGCUGAGGCAGAAAUGGGUGUCAAUGAAACCGAGGAGCAGAAAGCCGAACGCCAGGAUCGGGAAAAAGAUGCCCAUGAUGAAGCGGCUUUGGAAAAAUCCCGGAAUUGGGAUGAAUUCAAAGACGAUAAUCCUCGGGGCUGGGGAAAUCGUCACAACAAAGGAUGAACUUCCUUUAUUCCUUCUCUGGUUUUUUUUUUUUGGGAACGGGUAAAUAAAAAUGUGUAAAUCGUGAUAAACGCA